CCUCCAUUUUAUUAUUUCUGGAAUACAACUGUGCGCGCCACGUAUUUGCUGUGUGAUUCGUUUUGACGAUUUCGAUUCGAUUUGUUUUUUUGUUUGUAUUUUAUGAGUGUGUUUCGCAUUCUGGGGUAUAAUAUUGUAGCAGCAGCGCUUCUUUUUCCUUUUUCUCGAUUUGUAUAUAGAGCUCGUGCGACUGCUGCUCGAGUAGGUAGCAUUGGAUGUUGAUUGUACAACAUUUUAUUCGUAUACGGUCGUUCUAUUCGAUUACGUCGUUUUAUUUUGGUGUAAUUUUCGAUUUGUCUGUUACGAAUUUCUGUGACCGGUAGCGUGUGAGAAUUCGGUUUUUUUUGUGGAGGGUUGAAUUUUGAAAAUUUAUAUUUCGAGUGUUGCAAACAGGUGAAAUAAAUUGAAAUGUUUUAUUGACACACGGUUGUACGAAUUGUUCGUUUAAUUGAAAAAGAAAAAGAAAACUUUUUUUUUUUAAAUUCGUAUUGUGAAUGUGAAUCGGUUAAUAUUGAUGGACAAGACAAUCGUCUCUCGUACAUAUAAAUUGAGCAAAAUCAUAAAUUGAUGAAAACUGUGUGUGAAAACAUUGCUGUGUGUGGGAAAAUUCGAGAGCACAUAUUACCUAUAAAAUAGUUCUUUGAUUUUGAGAUGAAACGACGAUGGUAGGUGUAGAGACACCCUCUUCAUCCGUUACCCCUUUGCAUUCAUUGAACUCUUGCACGUUUUGUGAUUGGGAUUUAGCUGUCUCUUUCGGAAAUAUUACCGCAUCCGACCAAUACCAAUUGAAUAUAUAGCAAAAAGCAAAGCGCAAUAGCAAUCAUAGAAUUGAAAUAAACGAAAAUCUUUACCAACUUUACCACUGCUCGAAUCAAAACAAAUUCAACUUGCGUUCGGAUCAGUAUGAUAAUUCUGAAUUUUGAAUUGAAUCAGCAAUUAAACGAAAGGAAGAGAUAACGCGUGUGGGGUGCACCUAAAUUCUAAUUUAUUAAAAAAAUUGAAUUAAGUGAGUGUGUGUUGAUCAGGUGUGCUUCACUGACGGGAUAAUCGGGUGAGAAUUCUAAAGAGAUUUUGUACUUAAGUAAACUUUAUUAAAUAAUUUCCUUUAGAAUCGAAUCAAGUGGAACCAAUAUAUAAGUUCAAAAGUGCACUCAAAAUGAAUUUUCGUAAAAUGAAAAUGAGUGAAAAUAAAAAUCAAUUUUAGUGAUAUCAAGUUAGAGCACGAAAUAUUUAACAGCCAAAAAGCCAAAAAAAAUUAUCAGCGAAGGAAAACAAAAUUCUUUUCAAUCUGUGAAAUCAGUGCUUCGAACUGGCGAGUUUAGCAAACUACUAUCCGCUGCCACUGGCUAGCAGAUAUUUUGCUGAACAAGCGAGUGCUUACAAUAAGAUACGUUUAACUCCGAUGAGUAUGGACUCGGCAAUGGAUUCACUAUCCACAACUAGUGAACACAGUGUUGCAUCAUCCACCGAAGCCAACAUCAAUAUCAAAUCAUCGCUCAGUCCGGCAAUAAACAACAACAACAACAGCAGCAACGCUUCAUCCAAUCACACAUCAUCACACAAUCAUCACAACAAUCGCAGUCCGACACCAGUCAGCCCGCCGAUAAUCGGUCGACACCAUCAGUCUAGCCCAUUGGCUAGCGGUGGGCCACACAUGAUGCCUAUGCCUCAUCCUCUUAGUCCGCCACAAGUCUCAACACCGAACAGUAUAGCUGCCAUGGGACCACGAAUGGCACAAAGUCUACCGCAUCUGCCGCCCCAUGGACUAGGCCUAUUGAAUUCACUGCAAAUGAUGCACCAUGCCAAUCCAUUGGAAUUGAUGGCAGCUGCCCAUCAUCACGGUCCACCUCGUUCGUAUAACAGUCCACCUCCCAUAUCAACAUCAGAUCCAACCGCAAACGAAUGUAAAUUAGUUGACUAUCGUGGUCAGAAAGUUGCCGCGUUCAUAAUAGCCGGUGACACAAUGUUAUGUUUACCCCAGGCGUUUGAGUUGUUCUUAAAACAUCUCGUCGGGGGAUUACACACAGUUUAUACAAAAUUGAAGAGGUUGGAUAUUGUUCCGCUUGUUUGUAAUGUUGAGCAAGUGCGGAUUUUAAGAGGAUUAGGUGCCAUACAACCAGGAGUGAAUCGAUGCAAAUUGCUGUCCUGCAAGGAUUUCGACAUACUCUACAGGGACUGCACAACGGCCAGAUGCUUGUCGGUUAAGCCGCCUGAGAGCUCCAGGCCUGGACGACCGCCAAAACGUGGACCUGUUGGACUAUCAUUACCUGCUAGUCAUCUAUCACAUCAUCCGCAAUUGAAAAAACAUCGGCUCGACAAUGGCGAUUAUCCUUAUGAAAAUGGACAUUUGAAUGAUAUGUCACGACUAGAGAAAUCACCACUUUUAGCUAACGGAUAUAACCCACCACCUCACUUAAACCAUAUGCAGUUCAUGCAAAUGAAUCAUCAUCCUGGUGCUAUGAUGAGUCCUGGACUACCACCUCAUGGCAUGACCCGGCCGGACGGUACAAUGAUGAAAGGUCAACCAGGAAUGCCGGGAAUGGAUGCAAUAGCCAGAUCUGGUAUAUGGGAAAAUUGUAGAGCUGCUUAUGAGGACAUAGUCAAACAUUUAGAGAGAUUACGCGAGGAAAGAGGAGACGAACGGAGUCAUAGUAUAGAUCCGAAACCAAGGGAUCUCAGUUCACAAAACGGUUCAUCAAAUGGACACAGUCCUGUGCUAAAUCUAUCAAAAUCCGGUGGUUUAGACCAAGGAAGUACGGGUGAUCAAAGCGACCGAAGUGAAGGUCAUUCGCCACCGCCAUCGAUUCGUGACGAAGAGGAAAAUAUCAGCGAUGACAAUGUAUCCGAUGUUGAUGAACGAGAAGAAAAAGAAGAAGAUCUUAGCGAAACCGAACGUGAUAUGUCUAUUCAACAGCAGCCUACAUCGGCGCCCAAUUCAGAUUCUCAUCAGCAGGCAAUAAAUUAUUCGUCAUUGGCAGCGACAGCAGCCGCUGUGGCGGCUAGUGGUGCAAAGUCAUCGGUACCCGGUCCGGAUCAACAAAAUCUAUCAUCGACGGAAACGUUGCUGCGAAACAUCCAAAGUUUAUUAACUGUUGCUGCGGACAAUGCCCGACAACAAGAGCGACAGAUUAGUUAUGAGAAAGCUGAACUGAAGAUGGACGUCUUACGGGAACGGGAAUGUAAAGAUUCGAUGGAAAGACAGUUUUCAGAUGAGAGGAAAUUACGUGUUUUGUAUCAAAAACGCUUCAAAAAGGAGCGCAAAGUGCGCGUACGUUUACAACAACAAUUGGAAACGGAAUUGAAGAGGCGUAGUCAAAUCGAAGAUGCACUGAAGGCAUCCGGUGCUCCAGCUGAAGCUUUACGAAUUAUUUCCGAGAGUCAAUCAUCCGAUCGUCGAAACGAUCAACGCCCAGCGUCGGCCGAUCGCCGAACUGAAAGCCCAUACACACAAUCAUCCAAUCGUGAGCGUGACCGCGAUCGAGAUACGGCAUCUGUUCCCACAUCGCAAGCAUCACAACAAUCAAAUCAACAAACACAACCAACUGCCGAUGGUAAACCGUGGAACUAUCCGGGAUUGGAUUUAAUGGCAACUGGAGCAUUUUGGCAAAAUUAUUCAGAAUCCCUAGCACAAGAAAUCGAAUUGGAACGAAAGGCUCGCCAACAGACCAAUGACCGGGAUGUGAAAAGUCCACUUCAGGAUCGACCAAAUUACUAUAAAAAUUCGGUUCUGUUCAGUAGUGCCACCUAGUUGACGGAGAAAUGUGAGGAAAAGGCGAAAAAAUAAUGAAAAAGAGAAAAGAAAAACAAAAGAAAUUCUCUUAAUCAAAGUGCAAUCGUUUCUGUAAUGGAGAAAACU
This is a messenger RNA of Bradysia coprophila, 3856 nucleotides long. It is a transcript of the gene dac, whose product is annotated as dachshund family transcription factor. Gene Ontology annotation, molecular function: DNA-binding transcription factor activity, RNA polymerase II-specific; RNA polymerase II cis-regulatory region sequence-specific DNA binding. Gene Ontology annotation, cellular component: transcription regulator complex; nucleus. Gene Ontology annotation, biological process: regulation of transcription by RNA polymerase II. Lineage: Eukaryota; Metazoa; Arthropoda; Insecta; Diptera; Sciaridae. The record is from RefSeq and is a predicted model, not a curated record.